Molecule: messenger RNA, 2224 nt
Organism: Closterium sp. NIES-67
Lineage: Eukaryota; Viridiplantae; Streptophyta; Zygnematophyceae; Desmidiales; Closteriaceae
Source: the annotation of a GenBank genome assembly
UAUUUCACCAGUCGGCAAAAAGCUAGGUAUCAAACUAGGCUCAGUAGUCACUUGAGAGAUCUCACGGCCGUAGAUUAUCGACUACCUGCGUGGCUGGCAGGGGCUAGCUGCGGCAUUGUUUUGUUGUUUAUUUCCAGGACAGUAGCGUACUUAUUGUCUCAGAAAAUUUCAUCGUCAUGUCUACUUCAUACCAAGUAUCCUCGCCUAGGCAUGACGCUCCGCCGAUCACGCUCCGCGCGUGCAGGCGGACCGAGGGCGUAGCGGAGCCCGCGAUCGACGUCUGCUUGCGCUACCCGCACGAGCAGGCGCGGUCGAGCUUCGUGAUUGGUCGGAGCGGCGAGAUCACAGUGAUGUGUCGCGUGAAGCAGGUGCGGUGGAAACCGCUCCUCGUGCUCCAAUGGCCGCCCAACUCCUCGAGCCUCGAGCGGCUCGUCGAGCCGGCAGUCAGCGCGACGAGUAGACUAGCGAGUAGGCUUAGGAACAUGUCGAUAGGAGACCAGUCGAGCUUCGAGAGCGUGGAGUCGCGACUCAGGGAGCACCGGCUGGUGGCAGAGGCGGCCAACUUCGUGCAUCAACGACUGACGGCGCUCGAAGUGCAGACGAAGCUCGCGUCGUCGCUGAAGGAUCCUCACGCAGCAUUAUCUGCAGCAGCGGCGCAGCUUAUAACGAGAACACGAGGCGAGCCCCUGCGCCAGCUGGCAGCAGCGCACGGGCGACUAAGUCGAGGGGUGGCGACCCUCACGAGUCGCAUCGUGUCGCACGCGCUCGCCGGGCUGGACAGGGACGUCAGCAGGGAGCAGUUCGCGGCGCUGCUGCCACCUUUCGUGUACGCGGAAGGGCAGAUCCUCGCCGUGCCUGGAUUCGCGCCGCAACGCGCGGCGGCCGCCGCGUCAGCGGCGCUGAACUCCUUGGCGACGGCGGCCGCCGACCCCGCGUCGCUGCGCCUCGGCUUCACGAGCGACCCGCUCGCCUCGGCCGCCGCCGCUGCAUCCGCCUCCGAGUUCCCCGCCGCAUUCGGCGGGCUGGCGGCGCAGCGUAGCCGGAUCGCGGCGACGGUGGGGUCGUUCGGGCUGCCCGUGACCGGCGGGUGGCUGUCGUCGCGGUACGGGUGGCGGGAAGCGCGGAAGAAGUUCCACAAGGGGAUCGACAUAGCCGUUGAGGAGAAUACCCCCGUGGUCGCCGCGCAGGCGGGAAGAAUCUCGUUCGCGGGGUGGCGGAAGGGGUACGGGUACGUCGUUGUGGUGGAUCACGGCAAGGGGUACGCCUCGUUAUACGCGCACUGCAACCGGUUUGUAGCGCGGAAGGGGCAGGCGGUGGGCAAGGGGCAGGCGAUCGCGCUGUCGGGCAACACGGGGCACUCCACCGGGCCGCACCUCCACUUCGAAAUCCACCGCCACGGCUCGCCCGUCGACCCGCUGCUGCUGCUGCCCAGUGACGUGAAGGGCGAGGCGAGAUAGCAGGGAGUGGGGUGCGGUGAGCUGGGGGAGGGCGGCCGGGUGAGGUGGUGGGGGAACGAUGGUGAUUGACAAGCAGGGGAGCCCUGUGGACGGGGCGGUUGACAUGCCCUGUGGACUGGCGUGGGCGGGGGGGAGGAGGGAAAGGAGGGGAGGAGGGAGAGCAAGUGGGGAGGAAUGACGACGAUGGCGAGGACGGGGAGAACACGAGGAAGGGCACGGAUGGGGAGUGCUUGGUGGAGAGGGGGGUGACUGUAAAGGGGGAGAGCGGGGGAUUGCGGGGGGUUUAGGGCAGGGAGAGAGCGGGGUGAAAUGAAGUGGAGAAGUGUUGGAUGGUGGACGGCUGGGUGCGCAGGAGUAGAAGCUGAUGCUGACGACAGCAUGAAGAUGGUGCCAAGCGCUCGGCGUGGAAGCUGUUCCCUAGGGUUUUCCCAUUUUUGCGUGCGGCACUGGCAGGCCCAGGAGUGCGACAACGGUGCUAGGCGCCGCGCAUGCCCUGUCUUCUCUUCUGUAUAUUCAUUAUCAAAGAUUGAUGAGAGCUCGAUGAACACUUGUGCCAUUUGUGGCCAUUUGUGCACACUUGCAGAAUGCAGCAUCAAUGCAAUUGUCCAAAAGUCAACGAGUCUGAAAUACUCAGGGUUCAGAAUGUCGACUCAGAGUCCUGCGCCCAAGUCGAAAUCUUAUAUUUCCAGUGUUCACACCAGGCCCCACGACUGGUUUUAGGGUACCAUGAUUCAUCAGCUUUUCGUCAAGAAAAUUUACGUGGAUUC